AUGUUGGAAGACAGAAAGAUAUUUGUCAAAGUGCUUUUAAUUCUACCACUACUGCAUAAGCUCAAUAACUGCGAGCGCAACCUUGGCAUUGGUAUGUAUUAUAUGAAUUACACUGCCGGUCCAAAGUAUAACUUCAGUGUAUUCAAUUACAAUUAUUACAGUGUGGACAAUAAAAUUGUAAUUUAUGUUGAAUUUAAAUUAUAUGAAGAUACUUAUUUCACUGCAGAUAUCAAACUUGAUAUGCUACGUGCUAAUAAUAAGAAAAUGAAUUUGCUAAAUACACACCAAGAUGGCUGUAAGCUAUUCAGCGGUUUGUCUAAUAGUAGAUUAUUGAAAAUUAUAUCAGAUCAGAUUGUUCAAGUUACCAACAUUCCGCUGAAGUGUCCUCUUUUAGCAAAUAAACUAUAUAUCGUCAAUAACUACACUUUGACAGCGGAUCCACUUCCUUCAUUCAUACAGCCACUACACUGGGUUAUACAAACAAAAUUUAAGCUUAACAAUAAAUACGUUGGAUAUAUGAUUCUUCAGGGCAAUAUUUAUAAACUUAAAAAGGUUUCGUCAAAAGUAAAGUCCUGAACUUGUUAAUGUAUUUGAAAGUUAUCACUGUGAAAAAUUGUAUAAUUUCUAAGAAUUAACUAUAUUUUAAUCUCUUUAAUUAAAUAUACCAAUUCCAGCAAACCUUUAGGAAAAAUAAUAGAUUUCUUUAGUAAAAUAUUAUAUACGAAAUACAUUUUAUAACCAACAACAGCACCAAACUGAAAUUAGUUAUUAACAUAUAUAUAUAUACAUAUUUAUUUAUUCAUAUA
Molecule: messenger RNA, 806 nt
Organism: Bactrocera dorsalis (oriental fruit fly)
Lineage: Eukaryota; Metazoa; Arthropoda; Insecta; Diptera; Tephritidae
Exons: 3
Coding region: 1-576 (191 amino acids)
Source: RefSeq, a predicted model, not a curated record